This is a messenger RNA of Aquila chrysaetos chrysaetos, 8268 nucleotides long. It is a transcript of the gene MAP3K2, whose product is annotated as mitogen-activated protein kinase kinase kinase 2. Lineage: Eukaryota; Metazoa; Chordata; Aves; Accipitriformes; Accipitridae. The record is from RefSeq and is a predicted model, not a curated record. Gene Ontology annotation, biological process: protein phosphorylation. Gene Ontology annotation, molecular function: protein binding; protein kinase activity; ATP binding. The coding region runs from base 451 to 2325 and encodes 624 amino acids. The transcript has 17 exons.
CGGAGGGGGAGGCGGAGCUUUCGGUUGGCAGCAGAAGCGGCGGCGGCCGCCGGUGCCUCACGCCUGACGGGACCCUCCCCGCCCCCUCCCCCGGCCCGGCCCGGCCCCGCCGCGGCGCCAGCGCUCCGGGGGCGCCCUCCCCGCUCCCCGCCCGGGCGCGCGGCUCCCUCCGCGCCGGCCUCGGUGCCUCCUGUCACCCUCCCCGCCGUGCCCCCGCGCGGGCAGGCCCCGGGCCCCUUCCCCCCCUCCUCCGGGGGGGGUGGGCUCCUCUCCGGAAACCUGGCCGCUCCCUCCGCGCCGCCUGCCCAGCCGGGCCUGCGCCCGCCGCCGCCGGGCAGCGCGGGGGGGGUCCCUCGCGGCCGCCUGGCCUCCGCUGUGACACAGGAAAUAAAAUAAUGCUAAUGAAGCAGCCAUUUCCCUGAAGUUCACGUUUUCAGACUCACUGCCAUUAUGGAUGAGCAGCAAGCUUUAAAUUCAAUCAUGCAGGAUUUGGCUGUGCUUCAUAAGGCCAGUCGUCCUGUCUUGCCCCAGCAAGAAACAGGAAAACCAAAGUCAUCUUCGCCUAAAAAACAGAACGAUGUUAGAGUCAAAUUUGAGCAUCGAGGUGAAAAAAGGAUCCUGCAAUUACCAAGGCCUGUUAAACUUGAAGAUCUUGCAGCUAAAGCUAAAGUGGCUUUUGGACAGACUAUGGAUUUACAUUACAGCAAUAAUGAGCUUGUCAUUCCAUUAACCACACAGGAUGACCUGGACAAAGCUGUUGAACUGCUUGACCGUAGUGUUCAUAUGAAGAGUCUCAAGAUAUUGCUUGUAAUACAUGGAAAUACACAGUCACCCAGUGUAAAUAGCGUGGAACCCUUGCCCUCACUGGAAGAUCUAGAUAACACAGUGUUUGGUGUGACAGACAGAAAAAGGCGACUGUCUGUUAUAGGUUCUAAUACUCGUGAUAGGAGUUCACCUCCCCCAGGAUACAUUCCAGAUGAGCUGCAUCAGGUGGCCCGAAAUGGGUCCUUCACCAGUAUCAACAGUGAGGGUGAAUUCAUUCCAGAAAGUAUGGAUCAGAUGCUGGAUCCGUUGUCUUUGAGCAGUCCUGAAAACUCUGGCUCGGGAAGCUGUCCCUCACUUGACAGCCCUUUAGAUGGAGACAACUAUCCCAAAUCUCGGAUGCCAAGAGCACAGAGUUAUCCAGAUAAUCAUCAGGAAUUCUCAGUAGAGUAUGAUAUCCCAAUAUUUGAGAAAUUUGGAAAGGGGGGGACUUAUCCCCGAAGAUACCAUAUUUCAUAUCAUCAACAAGACUACAAUGACGGUCGUAAAACUUUUCCAAGAGCCAGAAGGACUCAGGGAAACAGCUUCCGAUCACCAGUUAGUUUCAGUCCCACUGAUCACUCACUGAGCACCAGUAGUGGAAGCAGCGUCUUUACGCCAGAAUAUGAAGAUAACCGAAUGAGGAGGAGGGGAAGUGACAUAGACAAUCCUACCUUGUCAGUCAUGGACAUUAGCCCACCCAGUCGCUCACCACGAGCUCCAACUAACUGGAGACUUGGUAAACUGCUGGGUCAAGGUGCAUUUGGCAGAGUAUAUCUGUGUUAUGAUGCUGAUACCGGAAGAGAACUAGCUGUUAAACAAGUUCAGUUUGAUCCUGAUAGUCCAGAAACCAGCAAGGAAGUAAAUGCACUUGAAUGUGAGAUUCAGUUGCUGAAAAAUCUGCUGCAUGAAAGAAUUGUUCAGUAUUAUGGCUUCUUGAGAGAUCCACCAGAAAGAACCCUCUCUAUAUUCAUGGAAUAUAUGCCUGGGGGUUCCAUCAAAGACCAAUUGAAAUCAUAUGGAGCACUCACAGAAAAUGUGACUCGUAAAUAUACGCGGCAGAUUUUGGAAGGAGUUCACUAUUUGCACAGUAAUAUGAUUGUCCAUCGAGAUAUUAAAGGAGCAAAUAUUCUGCGGGAUUCAGCAGGCAAUGUGAAGCUUGGUGACUUUGGUGCCAGCAAACGACUGCAGACCAUCUGUCUCUCUGGUACAGGAAUGAAGUCUGUCACAGGAACUCCAUACUGGAUGAGUCCCGAAGUUAUUAGUGGAGAAGGGUAUGGCAGAAAAGCAGACAUCUGGAGCGUAGGUUGUACAGUGGUAGAAAUGCUCACUGAGAAGCCCCCGUGGGCAGAGUUCGAAGCCAUGGCUGCCAUCUUUAAAAUUGCCACUCAGCCAACCAACCCCCAGCUACCACCUCAUGUCUCCGACCAUGCUCGGGAUUUCUUGAAACGGAUUUUUAUCGAGGCCAAGCUGCGACCAUUUGCAGAUGAACUGCUAAGACACACAUUUGCACACUAUCACUAACAGCCUGCCUCAACUCAGCUUGCAUCUACUGCAUUUAUUUUCUAUUUGACUGCACUUUUAUUUUUAUUUUUUACAAAAAAAGGAAAAAAAAGACAAGAGAGAAUAUUCUCUUGAAUCUUUGUUUCACUUAGAUUGUAAACAAUCUAAAUUUUGUAUCUAAAAUGAGAAUCUUCUCUCCCCUGCUCCCACCAGGACUAGAACUUUUUGUUUCUAUAAUGUACUGAUGUGGUUCAUGUAGAUAAAGCACUUUAGUACAUAUUUGUUCCUUAUUUAAAGGGGAAAAAAAAAAAAAGACAAAUGCUUGGACAGUCAGGAACUGUGUGACUUUUUCUGACACCACUGACUGACUCAGGGUGCAGGGAAAAAUAGACAUGCAGCUAAAGGACAAGAAGGUUACUUCUCUGUGAUUCUUCUUUAUAUUGUAGGUACUUCUGGCAGAGAGUUCUAAGUUCUUACUAUGUUUUAGCAUUUUAAUCAGUUUCUGGAUUUUACAGUUUAAGCUGGAACAUGCAGUUCUGAGAAUUAAUGAUAAAGCUGGAAGAACUUGGAACUCUUUGUACAGCACUGUGUCUAACCAGUACUUCUAUGUGACCAAAAGAAAAUAACAAAAAAGAACUCAACACUGAUGUACUAGUUAGAGGUUUUGGUGUAGAACUAUAGUAUUAUCUUAAUAGGAAAAUAAUUACAGGUAAACAGAUUAUGGACCCAGACUCCUAGGAACUACUAUACUGCAAGGGGAAAAUUUCCAUAAUAGACCAGGGUCAGCUGUUGGAUGUAAAUAGUUAGGAGAAUGCCUCCUGCUGUAUCUGCCAAAGAGAACCUGUGUUGCAUAAGCUGGGAGGGAGAUGGUUAUCUUAGAUAAGAAAAAAAAAGUGAUGUUCAGAGUCAGUUCUCCUCCACAAUCCCAUGAAUGGCUGAGGGGGAAAGGGAGUGACUAAUCCUUGUGCAGUAUAUGAGUUACUUAAUUCAGAAUGAGUUAUAAGAAAUAAAGUUUUCAAAGCUGUUGAGGGCACUAGGAUAGAAUGUAUAUCAACAUCAAGUGCCUGAAUAAUACAAAAUUAUUCCCAUUAUGCACUAAAAAAAAUUGUUUUAGUAACACAGUUCAGUCAUCUAGGAUGUGUUGAAAAUUCCUGAAAUAAUGUUAAACAUCUUUUAAUGCCAGGAAUAAGUCACUGAGAAAGAUAAGACUCCAGUUAUAUUUUUAAUAAGGUAGCGAUGAUGAAUCCACAUGAACAAGGAGGCACAGCACAAAAGAUUGUAUGAAGAACAGGCCAAAAGUGCAACGAGAGUCAGCAAUUAAAUAACAUAAGCGUGAUUACUCCCGCCUGAUAAUCCAGAUGAUUGGUGUUUGUCAGAUUACCAACUGUUAUAAAAACUACGUGAAUCACUUUUUCCAUUUCUGAAAGAGUAUAAUAAAAGAGCAAAAGUAAAACUCUGAAAUACUGCUUCUCAAUUGAAAGUCCAGGUACUGAUCAGGUGUAGUGAAUAACUGACUUUUCACAACAGAGAAGUCAAACUCUCAUAUUUUUGUAGAAGAACACAACAUAAUAUAAAAGGGCAUUUGGAAAUAAACUAUUGGACUACAGAACUGAAAUAAUGUAUACUGUUUUGGAUGAUUCAUUGCUUGCUUUUGUUGUUUUGUAAAGGCAGAGCGGGCUGGUACUGUGAACCUUGUCCACUCUGACAAGGCUCUACCUGUUUUGUAUCUUCAGACGACUAUCAGAAUUAUGAAGUGCGUGGAGGUAGAAAAAUAAGCUUACCCAUUCCCAUGGUAGUUCACUCAUGAGAUUUUUUAAUUUAUUCUGCUAACUUCCAAAUUUUGUACCAGAGCAUAAGCAGGAGUAUGGAUCUAUCUUAAUCACUUUACCUGUAGUGGAGUAAGAAUGAUUUUUUUUUUUUUUUCCUUCGGUUUAUGUGAAUAUUUUACCCAGCCUAUAAUUUUCUCAGUCAGGGUACACAACUGUGCAAGGUUUUCUGAGCAUGGGAAGAACUAGUCAGACCAGAGAAAGUUUAGAAGGCUGAAAAGAAAGUUCAGCUUGUAUUGACUUUUUUUUUUUUUUUUUUUGCUUGUCUGUCCCUAGAUAAAAGCUAUGAAAGCAGCCUUUAAGAAGAAUUGGUAUGUACUCUGCUGUAAAGGACCUUUGCUUUAUAAGCAAAAUUUAGUGACAGCAGGGAUGGGAAGUUUAAUGUAGAGCCUAAUAGUUUAUGUAGGUAAUUUAAAGAUCAUAUAAUUGAAACAAUUGAUUUCAAACAGAUUAAGAAGGUACCAAAACCAAGGUGAAAAUGUAUAUAAAAAUCAGUACUGGACAGUGAUAUCUGAAAAGGUAAGGAACUUUUAUAUUACCAAAAAAGGACAUUAAAGGGAAAAUGUAACCAGGUUUAUCUGUAGCAUUCAUAACAUUUAAAUAUACUAUUCUAAAAGAAAACUGCACUCUCUGAAGCUUGAAAACUUUCAGAAUCUAGUUUUCUUAUAAUUAUGUGUCCUUUUUGUGAGACAGUGCUGGCUCAUGUAUAUUGCAAUAUCACCUCCUCAUUGUGAUUUUUAAUUACUGAAUAAUAGAGUUUGCUGCUUUUGUGCCUUUUCUAAAAAACAGCAUUCAGUCAUGACAACGGUAAGCAUUUUGGAGCCAGGAACAAAAGAAUUUGCAGAAUGCAUUUUCCUUAAUUUCUUUGACAUAACAGAAAGCUGCCAACAUAAAGACAGUGCUUCUUAAAUGAAGAUGACAUUUGCCAGUUCCAGUGAUUCUAGUAAAAUCUUAUUAAUUUAACCAAGAUUAGGCUUGAGCUUUUUUUUUUUUUUUUUUUAACCCUAUGGAGAAUUUGUCUACUGACUUAAGCAACUUACAGUAAAUUAGAUGGUUAUUAACAUAAAUGUUUUGAGUUAGAAUUAAUUAUGAAGCUAAAUCAGACUUUUACAAAAGGUUAGCUAAUAUUUAUCCUCUAUUGGGGUAAUGUAGUAAAACAAGCUGCAUUAAAUAACAUAGUACCUCUGUAUACAUAUACAACAUCUGUAAAACACUUAACAUUGACUACUGGUGUGAUAACAAACCCUAGUUCUAGAAUUUGAGCAGGCACAUGGAAUUGCAUGCUUAAAACUCCAUUGGAGGAAGGCUGCAGAGCCAAGAUCCCUGCUCACCACUUCUAGUAUCUUACUAACAAAGAUACCAGCAUUUUAGAAUCAUGAAUUAUUCUUAAUUGUUGAAUCCAAUUACUAGAAAAUGCCAAUGAAAACAAUACUGUUGCAGGGUUGUUUUGCUUUUCUGUAAAUGCCAUGAUGAAGCUAUGCUCUCAAAAAAUAAGGAUCAAGGUUCACAGUGAGUAUGCAUAUUUUCAAAGGGCUCACUUAUCUGCUAAUGAAUUUUGUAAUUCUGUUUGUUGCAUGUAUUAACGUUAAUGGUGUAACUAACAGUCCUGCUCAGGUGCGACUGAAAGUUUCAGUCGUGUUAGAGCAAGUUGUUUUUUUUUCAUUUGGGUGAUAGAAAUAUCCAUGCAAGGACUUAAAAAGGUAUGGAUCUAAUAACUGCAAAGUUAAAUCUGCAUAGGCUUUUUUUCUUGACAGUUUAAAUAGUCUUAAAAUUUUAAUUUGAUUUGUAUCCAAACAGUCCUUUCAGUACAACAAAAUGAAAAGUUACUUGGUUUUUUUUAGCUAGUGCCUUUUUAUCUGUAUGCCUUAAUUUCGUUCGUAUUUGAACACCAUGUUGAAAUAUGUCAUGCAAUUCCAUGUCACCAAAACAGUCUUAGAAUAUGGGUUUUUUCAAAGUGUCCAAAACAGAAUUUGUCUAACUGCACUGAAAAGUAUACUUUAGUUAUAAUCUGCUGCAGACAUUUAAAUUGAGAAUUUUAAAAGGUGCUUUUUGGAGCACUUCCUGAAGGCUUUGUGUGCUAAUAGAGGUUUUGUAUUUGCGUUUUGGUGAUGGUACACUGAUGUGCAUACCAAGAAAAGGACUUUUCUGCACUCACAGAAGUACUGUUAAGAGUUGAGAUUUAGCUUCCUAGCUGUGGGUACUAGACUCUGGGUUUACUGUAGAGACUGCAGCAGAGUUCUUCAUGGACUUGAAGUUACAGUUGGUACACUCAUAAAUGUGGUACUGUAUUAAAAGCUGUUUACUUUCAAUACACAGGAAUAUGAUGUGUCUAAGCAAUUCAACAGAUAUCUCAGUGAAGCUAACAUUGUGCCCAUGAAAUUCUUUCCUGUGCCUUUUGGAUAAUCUUAAUCCUGCCGUUGUCUUGACUGAAAGCCUUGUAGCACCUGUAGGUACAGCGCAGUACAGCAAGCCAUUCUUUCAGACAACUUGGAGCAAUGUCUAACUGUAGCUUCAGAGACUUGAGCGAAUUAGUCAGAUCUACAGUUAUUUAUAACCAAUUUCCUACUUUUUUAAUCUUGAAAGUCUUUGUCACACCUAUAGAAAAGCAUAAUUUGUGUGCUUGAAUGUUAGUCCCUAUGGUGUUUCUGGAAAAGCAAAAGUAUUACCGCCAGUAUCAUUUCUUCUUGCUGGUAACUUCCUGUCUGGUGUUAAUGACAAGUCUGCAGUGUAAAAUCACAUACGAUUACCAAAGCUUUUCUAUCCCCAUAUACAUAUAGCCAAAAGUGAUGUUUCAUGGAUUAGUAUUGUUACUUAUAGAAACAUAUAUAUCCAUCAGUAAGCUAUUGCUAACUGAGUAAAGCAGGUACUAAGUAAAAAAUGAUAGACACUGCCCAUAUUUAAGAGAUUUGGGUGUUUAUAGUUGUUGUUUUGAUGUGCAAAAUUCAUGCCAGCAUUAAAAUGAAGAGUUUGCUUUUUAAAACUCUUUCUACCUUAAUCUUAUUGUUGUCAUUCUAAAAUUAAUGCAUAAGCUUGGUGACUAAACCUGGUGACUUUUAUAGCCAGGUUUGAGUUUUGGGACAUUUAAGGAACACCAUGAAGAUGUGUAGAUUUGUGACCUGAACCGCUCUGCGCCAUAGUGAGACCAUUUCAAAGCUGCUGGGAAGCAGUCCGCUUGACGUGACAGCCUAAACGUCACCCACAAUAACAGGGGUGUCGGUGCUGCCUUCAGGAGGAGCCACAAAUGCACACCAAAGGGGGCAGGCAGAAUUGCUACCAGCCCGGGGUUUCUGAAUCAAAAUCCUUGGUCAGAAACAAAGGAGCUCCUUUCUCUUUUUAUUUCCCCCAGUUGGCCUGCACGGUUUCUUUUUCUUUCUAGCCGGCAUAACUUAAAAACUGCACAGGUGGUGGCCACUGACGGCUCCUGAAUGGGGUGCGAGUUCAUGUACAGCUUUAUACCAGGGCCCUGUCACUUGAACCCAGGACGCUGCAGCUCCCUGCUUGCUGGAGCAACCCCUGGGUUUUCUCUAGCAAUAUAUACACGUACGUGUUGGAGGGGUAGACGGGAUGGAGGAAAUGAAACUCCUCGCGUUUCAAAGCACCGAUGCUAGCAGUCAUGCCUUGGCUAGGUCUUAAUGUUCAUAAACAUAUUUUAAAGGGAGAGGAACUGGAUUAAGACACAUUAAAAUUGUAACCCAUGGUUCAGCCCUUACGUUGAGUCCACCGAUGAGGAUUGGAGGUCAGGGUCUGCUGUCGAGAGAGAAGGAAAAGGAUACUCUUAACUCCAGAGUGGAUAUUCAUGGGAAAUAUUUCAGAGGUUUUUCAUGUCUUUUACCCCAGAACUAGACGAUCCUUUUCCCCAGAGGUUAUAUAACGUGGAUUUAAAAACAAGGAUUGCAUUUUCUUUUCUGAACAGGCAUUAGAUUGUUGGUUCCCUAGUGUUUGUCUCUCGUUAAUACCAGUAAAAAAGGUGGUGUCAUCCUAAAAUUGGAAUGGUUUAUUAAAGCAUAGCGUCUGUCAUCUCAGACCUCGCAGGAGUCAUAUAAUGGAAUAUCACUGUAAAUACAUGGAGGAGACUUAGAUGAAUUGGAACGUAGGCUUUUAGUUUUCAUGAAGCUAUGAAUAAAAAUUUGUAAAUUUA